Messenger RNA from Psammomys obesus (fat sand rat), 1956 nucleotides. RefSeq names its product solute carrier family 39 member 2 (gene Slc39a2). Gene Ontology annotation, cellular component: plasma membrane. The transcript has 4 exons. NCBI's taxonomy places the organism in Eukaryota, Metazoa, Chordata, Mammalia, Rodentia, Muridae. Gene Ontology annotation, biological process: zinc ion transmembrane transport. Bases 772 to 1701 code for a protein of 309 amino acids. The record is from RefSeq and is a predicted model, not a curated record. Gene Ontology annotation, molecular function: zinc ion transmembrane transporter activity.
AUGAGAUUAUCAAGGCCAGCCUGGUCUACAUAGUUCCAGGCUAGCCAGGGCUACACAGUAAGAGCUUGUCUCAAGAAAAAAAAAAAAAAAAAAGGUGACAGUAUCCAUAUUAUACAUUAGGAAUCUACACACACCCCUGGGAAUUUCCAUACCUGGAGCUAUUUUUCUGGAAUUAGAGGAAAGGGGAAUCCCUCCACUUGCUAAUUCCCACAGAAGAGUAGCAGCCCUGUGCUCAGCCCCACCCCCUGUACCCUCAGGUGGCCCCAAAUCCUCUCUGAAAGGGUUCAGUUCAAGUAUCAUCGUAGCAGCCUCUAAGACUUAGGAUAGGUAGAGCAUGUGGAAGGAAGGCUUAGAUUAAAUGUCUUGACCGUGGCAGGACCAAACUGCCCCACACAUAAAUUAGCUGAGCCGUAACUACCAUGGACUGUCCCAUUUGAGGUUAGGUCAACCCCAGACAUGAACUAAGACUCCUCAGAGCUCUUGGAUUAGUCACAGCAUUGAAGAGAAAACUUCACUGAGCUGUACCUGGCAGGGAGUCUGGAGUUUCUGGUUUGGAAGCCUGGGAAGGGAAGGCGUGAGGCAGGGGAGGGGCCUCCAGAUAGUGGGAGGGUUGGUGGCUGGGGCUGAGCCCUAGGCAGCUAUGCGGUGAGAGACACGGUCCAGGACAGGGAGAAUACCGACAGUCUCCUGAAAUCCAUGCAAGGGGACACUGCACUUUGACCACCUCAACUGCUACUCCCUGCAGUUGGCAUUCGGAGGUCUCUACAAAAGAUGGAGGUGCUGCUGGGAGUGAAGAUUGGCUGCCUGCUUGCCCUUCUGGUUCUCACACUGGGCUGUGGCCUUACUCCCGUCUACGUCAAAUGGUUCCAGAUGGAUGCAGCUACAGGUCAUCACCACAGGGUUCUGAGCCUCCUGGGCUGCAGUUCUGCCGGUGUCUUCCUGGGAGCAGGGUUGAUGCAUAUGACUGCUGAAGCCCUGGGGGGAAUUGAAUCAGAAAUUCAGAAAUUCCUGGUACAGAAUAGUACAGACAGUAAGGGGAACUCUUCUCAACAUGCUGCUUCCAGUUACGUGGAGUAUCCCUACGGAGAGCUUGUCAUCUCCCUGGGCUUUUUCUUUGUCUUCCUUUCGGAGUCGCUGGCAUUGCAGUGCUGCCAUGGGGCUGCUGGAGGAUCAACCGUACAGGAGGAGGAAUGGGGAGGGACUCACGCCUUUGAAUUCCACAAACAUCUGCCUGUGCCCUCGCCCUCACGGGGUCCCCUCCGCGCCCUCAUCCUUCUGCUCUCGCUGUCCUUUCACUCUGUGUUCGAAGGUCUGGCAGUGGGACUGCAGACAACAGUGGCAGCUACCGUACAGCUCUGCGUUGCCGUUCUGGCUCAUAAGGGGCUCGUGGUGUUCAGCGUAGGGCUGCGGCUGGUGAAGAUUGGGACUGGGUCUCGAUGGGCCAUGUUCUGCAUACUGUCCUUAGCGCUCAUGUCUCCUGUGGGACUGGCCCUGGGGCUGACUGUGGCUGGAGGGGCCUCGGGGCCAGGGCAGGGAUUAGCUCAGGCUGUAUUAGAGGGCAUAGCAGCUGGCACAUUCUUAUAUGUCACCUUCCUAGAAAUUUUGCCCCGGGAGCUGGCUUGUCCUGAGGCCCCUCUGGCCAAAUUUGGCUGUGUGGCUGCUGGCUUUGCCUUCAUGGCCCUUAUUGCCUUGUGGGCCUGAGAGAGAGAUCCCUCACUGCUCUUUUGAACCUAGGAUGACUUCUCCUGAGGAGACCUUGCUCCUCAGACUUUUUUUCAGUGAGGCCAAACAUUUACUAGGCAUGGACUAACCCAGAUUUUAUAUACAGGAGACCCUGUUCUCGCUCGGGACCUAGAAAAGAUGUUUUGUCUGAGUGUCUGAAUUAACUGGAACAUUGGUAUUAAGACCAUCACUCCAGAUUUGCUACAUGUGUAAUAAAAUUCCCAUUUUACCCUU